Trypanosoma cruzi is the source of this 1542-nucleotide messenger RNA. RefSeq lists its product as uncharacterized. The transcript has a single exon. The record is from RefSeq and is a predicted model, not a curated record. Gene Ontology annotation, biological process: protein ubiquitination; mRNA splicing, via spliceosome; DNA repair. Lineage: Eukaryota; Euglenozoa; Kinetoplastea; Trypanosomatida; Trypanosomatidae. Gene Ontology annotation, molecular function: protein binding; ubiquitin protein ligase activity. Gene Ontology annotation, cellular component: cytoplasm; U2-type catalytic step 1 spliceosome; Prp19 complex. The coding region runs from base 1 to 1542 and encodes 513 amino acids.
AUGUUUUGUUGUAUUUCAAACCGUGUGCCACAUGAGCCAGUGGUGUCAAGGCUCUCUGGUUGCCUGUACGAACGCUCGUUGGUCGAGCAAUACAUCGCCGAGCAUGGCAGGUGCCCUGUCACUGGCGAGGCGCUGCAGAAGGAUGACCUCAUUGCUGUUCGCCCAACGGUGUUGAAGUCAGUAGCGGGAGGAGUGGGGGGAGCACUGUCGCCCAGCAGCGAGACUGUCCCAGGCAUCCUGGCGAAGCUUCAUUCCCAGUGGGACGCCAUUAUGCUCGAGCAGUUUUCACUGCGGCAACAGCUUGCCCAGACGCAACAGGAGUUGGCGCAGGCGCUUCACCAGUACGAGUCAGCCUGUCGCGUGAUUGCAACGUUCAUCAAGGAUCGCGACGCAGCAGGAACUCAGGCGGAUGAACAGGCAGCCGGAGAGAAGGCUCAGUCUUUACGCGACAAUAAUAACAACAAAAACAAAAGCGGCGGCAGUGGUGGUGGACUGUCGGUACCAGAAGCGGUGCUAAGGGAUCUCGACGAGUACGACAAACUUCAACGUGUAAAGCGGAAGACCAGAGUGACCCCGCCAUCGUUGGCAUCUGAACAAAAUGUGCGGGACUUUGUUGAAGAAGCCUCUAUCGACGUGGCGAAGAGCGUGUGGGCCGCCGCUUUUUUUACAGACAACGCUGUUUUUGUUGGUUUAGAUGACGCCACGGUUGCCCACUACGAAGUUAAAAAUGGUCGAGUGUGUGCAACUGGCCUUGGGCAUGAGAGGGCUGUGCAUCACAUCAUCCUUCACAACACUGGCAGUGCCCUCCGUGUUGUUUCAGCAUCGGAUGAUGCCACACUGCGCAUAUGGAGCUGUGAGGCGGAGGCGUUGCUGUGCCAAGGCGUUGUUCGUCAACACGACGGGGGCAUUGUCGGUCUUGGAGGGGUUGUGGCUGGCCACCUGCUCCUCUCUGCGAGCGCAGCUCGUAUCGGGCUUGCGGACAUUGAUCACAUGGAGUCUAUCGCGUCCAUCACGGCAGCAGCUGAGGAACUCUCGGCAUUCACGUGUUUGGGUGUACAUCCUUACGGUUCACUUGCGGCGCUUGGAGUAGAUGGCGGAGGAAUUUGCAUUUGGAACACACGUCAGAUGUGCGUGGACACCAUUGUCCCAUUUAAUGUUGAGAGCAACGUUUGCAGCGUGGCGUUCAGCGCAGAUUGCUUCACCUUGGCGACAGGACUUGUCGGUGGCAAGACAUUACUGUGGGACCUUCGAAAGAUGUCUGGGCCAAUCCACACCUUGUCUUCUCCGUCGGUAACGUCCGCAAGAGUGUCUCCCGUGGCGUGUAGUGAAGUUCCUGUCGUUGCCUUCGACAGCAGCGGUAAAUAUCUUGCAGUGGCGGGGAAAGAAGUUUGCCUGUUUGAUUGGGGCAAGUCGACGCUGCAGAGUUUGGCGACUUUGAGCUCGCACCUGCAGCCCGUCACUGGGGUCUGCUGGGGUGCGGACGCACGGAGCCUUGUCAGUUGCUCGGUAGACAAAACGGUGAAGUUGUACGGCACUGCGUGA